AUGAUCUUCCCUGACUCCUCCCUCGCCUCGCUCCCACGCCCCACCUCAGACCAUCAUCCUCUGCUUGUCACGGCUUCUACCACUAUCCCCAACCUCUCGCACUUUCGCUUUGAGAACUCCUGGCUCCUUGAUCCUAUUUUUCUCCCCACCACCCUUGCCCACUGGACCAAUGGGUUGCCAGCCCGCGAUGCUGCUCUCGACCUUGCCGCCAACAUCAAGCGGUUCCGGUCUGCCGCCAAGGUUUGGAAAAAGGAGCACCGUUUCAUCCCACGCCUUGAUAAUAACUGCCCAUUUAUAAUCUCGCUAAUGGAUUUCCAUGAGGAAUCUCGUGUGCUGACAGGUGCUAAAGUGGCUUUGCGCGAAGAGGCCCGAGAUCACCUUGCCUUGUCUGUGUGCCGUGCGGCCGCACAUUGGAAGCAAAGGGGGAAAUUUAGAGCUAUCAAAGAGGGGGAUGAGAACACCCGCUACUUCCAUGCCAGAGCCUCGCAGCGGUUCAGGCGAAAUCAGAUCCGCGAGCUGGAGGUUGACGGCGAAGUCAUUGUUGAUCAUACUGCGAAGGCGGGUGCUCUUCAUAGCUUCUACUCCAACCUGUUGGGCCGCGCCCGCCCCGCAUGCUGGGCCUUCGACCUUGACCGCCUCUACCAUGGUGCCAAGGUGGUGGAUGGGUCGGCCCUCACGGCACCUUUCGAACUGAAGGAGAUCAAGGCUGCUAUCGAUGGGAUGGAUCGGACCAGCGCCCCUGGGCCGGACGGCCUCGGCCCAAGUUUCUACAGAGCUGCGUGGCCCACGGUUCAAACUGGUAUGCUGCGUCUGUUUGGCGCCGUCCAUGCUCGGAACGCAAACCUGGGCGCGAUCAAUCGUGCGCAUGUGGUGUUGCUGCCCAAGGCUGAUGGUAUCCUUGCACCUGGGUCCUUCAGACCUGUCUCGCUGCAAAACUCCUCCAUCAAGACGGUUUGCAAGGCUCUUACCAGUAGGCUCCAAUCUCAGAUUGGAUCGCUUGUGGAUGAAAAUCAGUCGGGUUUUCUGUCUGGAAGAAGCAUCUCUGAAAACUUUGUUUUUGCUACGGAGCUGGUCCAGUGCUGCUUCAAGCGUUUAGCUCCCUCUUUGGUCCUCAAGCUGGAUUUCUCUAAGGCUUUCGAUUCAAUUGAUUGGGAGAGUCUCCGAGCGAUUAUGUUGGCGCGUGGUUUUCCCCCGUCUGGUGUGAUUGGAUGGACAUGA
Messenger RNA from Lolium perenne, 1218 nucleotides. NCBI's taxonomy places the organism in Eukaryota, Viridiplantae, Streptophyta, Magnoliopsida, Poales, Poaceae. The record is from RefSeq and is a predicted model, not a curated record.